CACAUUGUUUACAACCUCCCUCCUCAUCAGCUGAGUCUGGCAGGGCUACAAUAAUACUGUAUUAUAAUAAUAAGUGGAAGAACAGAAAUGAAAUGCCUUCAUGAACACUAUACAGUAUAUCCAGGUGAAGAGGAAGAAAAUAGGAUACUGAAACUGCAGUAGACUUAUUGAAGAUGCAAGAAAUUGAGUUGAACAGCUUCAUUGAAGAAAAUGUUGUCUUUGACAGUGAAGGAGGAGGUCUACAGCGGUACAAUUUGCAAAGUACAGUAAAAAUCAGAGAUGAAGAAAACAAGAUUCGAGUCCUCUGUGUUGGAAGCUCAAACAACAAACCAUCCACGUGUGUCCUACUGCUUGGAGAAACAGGUGCUGGAAAAACCACGAUAGUUAAUGCAUUCGUGAACUUUAUCUUCGGUGUAAAGUUUGAAGAUAACUUUCGUAUACAAGUGAAGGACCAGAUAGAUAGUAGCAAUAGGAAGGAAACAGAAAGCCAGACAGAUUAUAUUACUGUUUAUGUGAUCUAUCAUCAAGAAGGAAUGGUAUGCCAUCACAAUUUCAUAGUUAUAGACACUCCAGGACUGGCAGAUACUAGAGGUAUGCAAGAGCAGGGAAAUGUUAUGGACCGAUUAGAAAUGUUCUUAACAUCUGACUUUGGAAUAGAUGAACUGAGUUGCAUUGGGUUAGUUGCUAAGGCAAAUACAAAUAGAGAUUUCAGUUUUCAGAAAGACAUAUUAGGAGAAAUUAUAUCUUUACUUGGAAAUGAAGUGCCAGAGGUUACAAAUCUAUUUGCUACUUUUGCAGUUGAGAAGCCCAUGGUUGACCAAAUUGUUAGAAAUGCAGGAGUACAGUUCAGUAAUAUGUUCGAACUUGAUAAUGGGGUCCUCUAUGCUCCUCAUAAGCUUAGUUCUAGCAUUCAUAAAAGAGAUCGGGGUAUGCUAUCCUAUAGAUGGGAAAAUAUGAUUGAACAGUAUGAACGGCUUUUUGCUGCCUUGGUAAAUGCUCCAUCUGUAAAUGUGAAGUUAUUGCGUGAGAAGAAACUUUUAGAUAAGUCAUUGAAAAUAUUAAAAGUACAGGUUGAGGAUUUGGCCAAGUUACUUACUGCCUUGGAAAUGAAUAAGAAAAUGCUGAGUAAAUAUGAAUUACAAGAAGCAAAAAACAGAGAAUGGAGGCAAGAAAGAAUUGUAAAGAGAAAAGAUAGGUUGAGCAUUGAGGAAGGGUUUCAUGCCCAUAAUUGCCCAACAUGUGAUCAAACUUGUAUAUUUCCAUGCCCCCCAGAGAAGGAAAACAGUAAAGCUGGAUUUAUUGGAGGGAUAGCUGGAGCCCUCGGUGGGUCUGCUGCUGGAGCUGCUGCUGUUCAAACUACACUUAAUAGUGCUGCUGUAAUAACUAGAGCUGCUACUUCUACUGGGUUUGCUGCAUCAGUUGGAGGCUGGGUGACAAGAGCUUUAGGUGGAACAGUUGCUGCAUCUGAAAUUGGUGCUAUUGGUGGUGUUCCUGGCAUCCUUGUUGGGGGUGCAGUAGGCAUUACAAUUGGGGUUGUAACUGGAGCUUGCUGUGGCAAAUUUCUCUCACAGGGUUCCUGCGCUUUUCCUAGCAGAGGAGACGUAUGUGGUGAACGUGGGUGCUUACAUUCAUUAUCACAACACAUCAAAGAAGGAGAAAGGAUCAGGGAGUACAAUGAUUUAGAAGUGAAAAUAAACAAUGAUGUAAAGGAACUUUUUGAUGUAGCUGUAUCUAAGAAAGCAGAUGCUAAUGUCAAAAUUUCAAUUGGUAGACAGAAAAUACUGGCAUAUAAGAAACAAGUUGCUCAGGAUACAUUGCAGAUGCUGUUUCACGUGAAGAAAAUACAGGAGAUAUCUUUAACACGCGAUCCAAUAAAUCCUCAAGACCGUCUUGAUAAAUUAAUUGCAGAAGUACGAUUAGGCCAGCCAGAUCACAUUCAUCAUGCAGUUGGGAUUAUUAAGUUACUUAAGAAGGCUGUGGCAAAGCUCUCAACUUGUAAAGUUAAUCAACUCAGUGAUAAUGUAAAUGUGAUUAUGAAGUUUCUUGAGAAUUUUCAGAAGUAAUAAGAUGUUCAGUUUGCAUAGUAUAACUACCUGUAAUCAUCUGAGUGGUACUGUAUUCAGUUUAACCUAUAGUGACAAAAAUUUUAUAAUUGUGAAAUAAUUGUACUGGGUAUACAUUAUAUUUUAAUAAAUUGCAAUUACUGAAUACACACUAUGAAACAGGCAGUUAAUACUUUUGGAGACGGGUCAUACCGUCUCUCUUUGGUGCUGGGUGGGAGAGUGGGAAAUGUGGGAAGGGACGUCCUCUCAUACGUGGAGGAAGCUGGCCUUUUACACAAGCUUUGAGUUUAUUAACUUUUCAAUGUUCUUUUUACAAAAGGUCUAUAUUAUUUAUUACCUUUCAUUAUUUGAUUUUAGUCCUUUAAUAUUUUCUUUUAAUUCAGUGACAUAUGACCUAAGCUAUUUCUGAUAUUCAUUCUUUCCUGUCAUGCAGAUUUCAAAAGUCAUACCCAAGCUACUUUGGACUGCACCUCACCGAAAAGGAUUCACUGGGCAUUUACUACUCUUUUUGCCAACCCAGGGCAUCAUGUCAGGGACCUGUUCUUUGUAUCGAGUGGUAUCAAGUGACUUCUGUUGACGAUUUUUAUCCUGUGCUUUGUUAAAAUCAUUAGUUAUGAAAUACAAGGGUUAUUCAAUAAGCAAUGAGACUUUUUGAUGGAGACGGCAAAGGGGAGGGGCAAGCGCAGUGAUCAUGUUAUGACAUGCUUAGACAGGCAUAAACUACGUCUUCAUCUGUUUCUUUAGUCAGUUCUUUCGGUUAGUCUCUAGUAAGUGUUGCAUUAAUGAUGAGCGCUCUGCUUGUAUUUUGUACUUUGGAAGAACAACGGUCUGUUAUUCAUUUUUUUAAAUUUGUAAGGGAUAAAACCAAACGAAUUUCAUAGCAGAAUGCCACCUCAAUAUGUAAGUAAAUGCAUCAGUUGAGUGAACAUUUAAUAGUGGGUUAAACAAUUCAAGAAUGGUCUAACAAGCUUGCAAAGAAAAUGCAUGAUUCUUCUGCAAGACAAUGCGCGACCACACAGUGCACAGCAUAUGUAGGGCUGGGAGAUUUUGCCUCAUCCUGCAUUCAGUCCAGAUCUUGCACCAUCAGACUACCACAUGUGUGGUCCGCUCAAAACAGCUUUACAUGGAAAAAAAAAAUAUGAGGUGGUCAAGAAAGAAAUCCAAAAUUGGUUACUUUUACUUUUACUUUUAUCCUCUUCGCCACUGAUCGGCUUGUUAGCCGCUUGGGCGAUCGGUCACGUCUCUGAUUACUUUUCUUUUUCAUUUAUCUUCUUCACCAAAAGAUCGG
This is a messenger RNA of Homarus americanus (American lobster), 3351 nucleotides long. RefSeq lists its product as uncharacterized. Lineage: Eukaryota; Metazoa; Arthropoda; Malacostraca; Decapoda; Nephropidae. The transcript is spliced from 2 exons. The record is from RefSeq and is a predicted model, not a curated record. The coding region runs from base 174 to 2063 and encodes 629 amino acids.